GCGGCGGGAAAAUCUGACUGCGUCGGCGGUCGGCUUCCUUACGCACUCGCGGGCCCGCCUAGGUCCUCUCUGUGAUGGAGGAGGAGGAGGAGGGAGCCGAGGAGCAGCAGCGAUUCUCUUAUCAACAGAGGCUGAAGGCCGCCGUCCACUACACCGUGGGCUGUCUCUGCGCAGAGGCCGCCGCGGACACGCAAGUGCAGCUCAGCAGGCAGACCAUCGCGGCCAUCGCGGAGGUGACCUUCCGGCAGUGCGAAAAUUUUGCCAAAGACCUUGAGAUGUUUGCCAGGCACGCAAGACGAAGCACGAUUAACACGGAAGACGUGAAGCUCUUAGCCAGGAGGAGUAAUUCACUGCUAAAAUACAUCACAGAGAAAAAUGAAGAGAUUGCUCAGCUUAACACAGAACGGAAAACAAAGAAGAAAAAGAAGUUAGAGGCUGAAAAUAAAAACUUGGCGGAGCCCGCAGAGGCUGGCGGAGUGGAGAGUGAGAACUAAACUCUGUCACCGUUUGGGAAAAGCAGCCCUCAGCAGGCAGAGCCACCAAAACACGUAUUGCCACCCAGGGAAUGUUGAAGGAAUAAGUGGAGAUUAAAAAAAAAAAAAGGUGCAGAAGCUUUUUGCCCCAUGUUCUCCAUGCCAUCGGCUGCAGGAGCCAGUGCGCACGAGAACUGGAAACUCUUCAGCAAAAUGCCCCUGUCCCAUGUCUUACUGAAACUCUUAAGAAAGGUGUGUGUGUGACUACAUGUUGGAAAUUAUAUCGAUUGCGAUGAAUAAAACCGU
Phyllostomus hastatus (greater spear-nosed bat) is the source of this 779-nucleotide messenger RNA. RefSeq names its product centromere protein S (gene CENPS). The record is from RefSeq and is a predicted model, not a curated record. Lineage: Eukaryota; Metazoa; Chordata; Mammalia; Chiroptera; Phyllostomidae. Gene Ontology annotation, molecular function: protein heterodimerization activity; chromatin binding. Gene Ontology annotation, biological process: resolution of meiotic recombination intermediates; replication fork processing. The transcript is spliced from 5 exons. Gene Ontology annotation, cellular component: Fanconi anaemia nuclear complex; FANCM-MHF complex. The coding region runs from base 75 to 494 and encodes 139 amino acids.